AUUGUAACCUAGAAACCUAGAAGGGUACGUGUACAUAGUAGUGAGUGGGGUUAAUCGGAAUGAACCAGGCCUAUCAGUACCCUUGAUUACCUAGGUUGGUUGUCAAUCGCCCAAUUAUCAAAAGAUCUCACCUCUCAUCUGAACCUUCGCCCUUAAGGCUUGAAUUUCCAUACUUGGCACUAUAACCUUACGUCAACGCCAUCUCAAUCCACGUUAUCAAGUGUCAACUUUAUAGAGUUAAGGUCGAUCGCCUAAUGCAUCUUCACAAAUCUACCCGAGAUAAUACAAUAUAGUGAAAUGCGUUUUACCAACGUCAUUCACCAAGUUGUUAGUCAAGUGGUGGAGGAUUCAAACAUAUAACAAGCUUACAAUAAGUUGCUAUUUGCCGUAUAGCUUCUAGGCUUCCCCAUUUUCUUAGGUACAACGUCUUACUAUUCUAAUAUGUCGCACCUUACCAUUGUCCUAGCUUUUACAGGACUGGGAAUGUUAGCUGGCCUCAUCGUGGUUCUAACGAUGCUUCCUUCACGCUACGUAAAGCAUUCUCCGGCCUCUAAGGAAUCAGUCUCCGUCCAAGUCUUAGUCCUCGGCGAUAUUGGGCGAAGCCCCCGUAUGCAGUACCAUGCGCUAAGUGUUGCAAGACAUGGCGGAAGGGUUGAUCUUAUUGGCUAUCUCGAAUCACCACCUCAUCCCGAUAUUCUUGCCAGCCCAAGGAUUAAGAUCUAUCCAUUGGCAUCGCCGCCAGGUGUAUUGAAAUCCGGCUCAAUUCCAUUCAUAAUCUCUGGGCCAUCGAAAGUGCUAUGGCAAAUUUGGACCCUUAUUUAUGUUUUGGGCUACCAAACACCUCCCGCAAGAUGGCUAUUAGUCCAAAAUCCCCCAUCUAUCCCAACCUUAGCUAUUGCUCUCAUCAUAUCCGUCCUGCGUAACACCCAUCUCAUGAUUGAUUGGCAUAAUUAUGGCUGGACGAUCCUUGCUGGAACAAAGGGGCGAGAUCACCCUUUCGUGGGACUCUCGAAAGCAUACGAGUGCGCGUUAGGUCAGGCAGCGCCAACUGCCAACAUCACCGUUACCCAUGCGAUGAAGCGACAACUCGAACGAGAGCCUUAUAAUAUCAAGGCACCGAUUCUCACCCUUCACGAUCGGCCAGCUACUAUAUUUCAACCGCUCAAGUCAUUACCGGACCGCAGAGAUUUUCUCGAAAAAUUACCCCAGACGAAAGAUUUUGCUUCCAACAUUGUAGCAGGACAGACCAAACUCAUAGUUAGUAGCACAUCCUGGACGCCCGAUGAAGAUUUCUCGCUCCUGCUCGACGCAUUGGUUACCUAUGCCAAAGAAGAAAGUGUUUAUCCAAUUAUUGCAAUUAUUACCGGGCGUGGACCCCAGAAGACAUUUUACGAGGAGCGUAUCAAGGACCUACAGAGCGAGGGAAAGCUUCCCAACAUCCGUAUUUUAACGGCAUGGCUUACGAUAGAAGACUACGCCAAACUUCUAAGCUACGCAGACCUUGGUAUAUGCCUUCACAUGUCUAGCUCGGGUGUUGAUCUACCUAUGAAGGUGGUGGAUAUGUUUGGAUCCGGCUUACCAGUAGCUGCUUAUUCAGGAUACGAGAGCUUUGACGAGCUGGUCAAAGAAGGGGUAAAUGGAUGUGGAUUUGAGAUGGCAGAUGAACUAGCUGUCAUCUUAAAGCGGUUAUUCAGCGAAGAGGGAUCGGCCGAGCUCCGCACUUUACGUAAGGGGGCUGAGAAGGAGAGUGAAUUACGAUGGGAUGAAGAAUGGGAUCGAGUUCUAGGCCGAGUCCUAGGAGUCAUAGAUUGAAGAGGUAGUUAUCCUCGGAAUUGAAUCGCUGAUUAAAUUGAAUAAUGGUCAACGAACUGAAUACCUAACCUCUAAACGCCUCCCCAUAUGCUCAGAAAACAAUUAUGCUGACAUCGAAAUGAACG
Molecule: messenger RNA, 1937 nt
Organism: Hypoxylon trugodes
Lineage: Eukaryota; Fungi; Ascomycota; Sordariomycetes; Xylariales; Hypoxylaceae
Product: glycosyltransferase family 33 protein
Exons: 4
Coding region: 442-1812 (456 amino acids)
Cellular component (GO): endoplasmic reticulum
Molecular function (GO): mannosyltransferase activity
Source: RefSeq, a predicted model, not a curated record